AUGAGUAAAGUAUGCAGAUUCGCGUUAUUCAAGCAGGAAAAGUGCUCUGAUGAUCAACUACCGCCAACGUGCGACAGUUUGCGGCAACACAUACGCCGUGCAAACUAUCAAGCAGCUAUUUGGCUCCAAUCACUUGACGCAGAAAUGGCUAUUCCUCCAAUUGAUGAAAAUGGGUGGAGUUUAUAUGAUGGGGAGUUACAUAUCGUGUGGAUGACCACUCCUCCUGCGCCAGAUUCGCUGCUUGAGUGCAUCAACUGUGGUUGCAAGACUGGUUGCAAAACCCAACGUUGUUCAUGCAUGAAUGUUGCGUUACAAUGUACAGAUGUAUGCACUUGUGUGGGCUGCACCAAUGGAAAAGAUAGUGACGAACUGUCAGAG
Molecule: messenger RNA, 378 nt
Organism: Paramuricea clavata
Lineage: Eukaryota; Metazoa; Cnidaria; Anthozoa; Malacalcyonacea; Plexauridae
Source: the annotation of a GenBank genome assembly